This is a messenger RNA of Grus americana (Whooping crane), 5152 nucleotides long. It is a transcript of the gene NPRL3, whose product is annotated as NPR3 like, GATOR1 complex subunit. The coding region runs from base 3170 to 4645 and encodes 491 amino acids. Lineage: Eukaryota; Metazoa; Chordata; Aves; Gruiformes; Gruidae. Gene Ontology annotation, cellular component: GATOR1 complex. The record is from RefSeq and is a predicted model, not a curated record. Gene Ontology annotation, biological process: positive regulation of autophagy; negative regulation of TORC1 signaling; cellular response to amino acid starvation. The transcript is spliced from 13 exons.
GGAGGUUUAGCAAGUUUGACAGCAUCGAUGUCAUUAAUUGGCCAAACACUUCUGUUACAAAAAGAAAAAAAAGUCAAGUUACUGACAAACAAGGACUUGAAUGUCCCUUUCUAACAAACAGUAGUUCUCCUGUGAUAACAUUUCUGUAUCCUCUGUCCCUCUUUCACUGAACUCCAGUGUUCUUCCUUGUAUUUGUUCUGAAAGGCUUCCUUUCUGUAAGCCCGUGCUUUUCCAUUCAUCCAUCCAUCCCUUUAAACACCCUUCCUGUAAGAUCACCCCCUUUGUAUAGUUUGUCAUUUGGAAUUGGUUUAGGUUCCCUUUUCAACAUGACCAGUAGAAAUCUGCUGUCUUUUGGAUUAAAUAAUUGUUGGAAGUCUUAAUUUUCUCUCCCCUCUCUAAAGGGGACAGUAUAAUCCUUUUAUCAGAUUAAUUUUUCAGUUUAUUUAGGAAAUUUGUUUCAGGAAACAAGUCCUUCUUUUCCCCCCCCAUUAUUUGGAAAAAACCGAACAGUUGACUGUUAAAAUGAAACUAGGCGUUUCUUUCCCUGAUACAAAAGUGAGUACAGCUGUUAACAGAGCCUCGCUCUGUACACCUGUUGUAAAGAAGGUGUUCAGGUUCUUUGCCUUGAAAUCAUUUUCAACCUACUCUUCCUAAGUUUCUGCUUACUGCCUGGGGCAGAGACAGACAGAGAAUGACUUCAUGCUUGUGCAGUGAGUCUGGCCAGACUUGUACCUAUUGUUUAGGUCCCUGGGGUGAGCAGCAGCGGCUCUGUGUGCAAGGCCCUUUACAGAACCCUGGCUGUGCCGGCAACAAUAAGUGUUUGGCAUGCUCUUUUUCUAAGUCUUGGGGGUAUGGAAGUACCAGAACCAAUUGUGAAGAGCUGGGGGUCAUUUGAGGCUGCAUGGGAUGUUCCUUGCAUGGAAACACUAGUAAUAGGCUGGAAAAGAAACCGAAGUUUUAGGAUCUGCUCUAAAUCAGACUGCAACCUCUGCUAUUUUCUUGUAAGGUAAGCAUGAAUUAAAAAGUACCAUGUAAAUACAGCUCCAUAAAUGCAACGUGUUGUGGGAACACAUUACAGCAGCCAGCGCUAGUGAGAGGACUACAGUACUUUAGCCUGUUUUCUCCGUGUUGUCAAUCUAAACCUGCAGUAUAUCCCAGGAACUCACCUACUGUUAACUUUUGACUCUUCUCAAUAGUUGUAUUUCCUUUACAGGCGUUUAACCCUUAAUAUUUCAUCCUAGUUUUUAAUAUUCUCUUUUUUUUAAUAUUUUGUGUACUUGCCUCGUUUAUUUUCUUGUGUUUUUUGUUUUGUGUUUAUGGCCAUGUUCCCAUUUCAGAGACCAAUGUCCUCUAACUGAUGAGCAAUUGGUUUCGGGGUAAGACCAAAUGUUCUAAACAAUCACCUUUGUCUAGAAUGGCUUUCUUUUCUCACCAUCCUUUUAAUUGUGCUUUGUUUCUGGUUUCUGUUUUACAUCGAAUGAUGAGAUAAUUAUAUGCUAAAUCCACAAUGUCUGUAGGAAACAUAUUGCUAGGAUAAUUACAGAGGUCCUACUAACAUUUCUGUGCUUCCUGUAGGGUAUCCAGAAUGGGUGUGGUACUGUCCCUUCUGUGAAUUGAGAAAAGUUGUGAUCCUCCGAGAAUGCAACAAGUAUAGCCUUGGCAUUGUAGUUAUUCCAACAAGGAGCCCUAAACCAAAUUGCUUUUUGAUGAGCAAUGACUUAAAAAUACAGAUCAGUGAGUAAACUAUUUAAUCCCACAGUAAUUAUGGAGAGUUCUUCAGAGACCUGGUUUUGAGCGGCUGCUCUGGUUGCUCGUUCUUGGUGCCCCACUAAGCUAAACUGGAUGACUGCAUUAUACCCCCUUUUUGAAUGUGUGGAGGGAACGGUGCUUGUCUCUACCCAGGGCCCCAAAAGUAUUAAACUGCAUCUCUAGUCCCUGCUUAACAUAAAGAUGCUCACCUAGAUACUGAGCUCCCAUUCUAAACUACUUCCAAGAAGAAUUCUUUAUAAAAACCUUGCUUUAAAUUCCUGUGGCAUAUAAAAAAUUAUUAGCCGUUCUUGGGGGAAAAAUGAAUUUGUGUUUGAGAUCAUUUCCCCCUCUUUUUCUGGGUGGUAAAGCCAUUGAUGUUUCAGCUGGGUUUCCAGAGGAGAUGCUGGUGACAGCAGUCAAUCUGCACUAGUGUGGUUUGUAUUGUACUGCUGGGUUGUCUGCUGUUGCUGCUAUGCUGAGCUUGUGGUAGGAGUAGUAGGAUAUUUUUGCAAAUCAAAGCUUUUAUUUUUUGUAUUUAGUUUCUGCCUGGUGAAUUCCUUAGUACAGGAAAGGUUUGCUUUCCUCUGGAAAUCGCAAUGCUUAGGCUAAUUUCAUAAAAGAAGGGACUGUUACUGCCCAACUGUGAAACCUAAUCUGCUUCUAACAAACUCUUGGGGUCUGAUAAGUCAGUAUUUUUAGGUUGUCUUAAUGCACCCCCAAGAUUAGAAAAUCAGUAUUAUAAUAUCUGAAGUAAAAGUGUUAUUUUUUAAGAUGAGAUGAUGAAUUGAAAUGAUGGGAAUAAUGUAUUUGCUGUCCCUCAUUCUCCCUAUCAUCCUGAGGCCUAAGAAAUGUAUAAAUUAUGUAAAGUGUUGGGGCAAAAAAACCCCAAACCAGCAAAACCAGUAAAUCUAGGCUGUCAGACGAGGGAAUGGGGCUGGUCACUCUUGGGAGAGAGAACCAGGUGUCUGUACCCAUCAGGUAGCACCUGUGUAACCCAUCCCAGGGCUAUCUUUCCUGAGCGUGUUGUCUGGCUGCAGUUGCAGUACUCUCCCAAAAAGAGAAGUCUCUGCUACUAAGAAGAUACUGAGGACUUUACAAAAUCAACCUUUUAAUCUCCUCCUCCCCACAGAGCCACAUACAAGCUGGGGCAGACAGAGGGCUGUCAGUGUCGUGAGCUCUGCUGGGGAACUGCUGGACUGUCACGUUCACUACCACAUUUAUCUGUUAAAAGAUCUGCUGGUGUAAUUCCAUGUAAAAAUAAAACCUUAACAGUGGUGAAAGUCAUCAUAACGAUCAGUUUUCCAGCUCCCAAGGAAUAUGGUACAUUAAUUCCUUCUCUGGGCAUCAAGGGCUCACUUGUGGCUGAGAGAUAAAGUUUUCGGAUGUCAUCCUGGCAACAAUUUUGGCUACCAAGUCAGAUAUGUGUGGCAAAAAGUUUGAACUCAAGAUUGAUAAUGUUCGCUUUGUUGGCCAUCCCACGUUGCUUCAGCAUGCCCUCGGGCAGGUAUCCAAAACUGAUCCCUCACCAAAGAGAGAGAUGCCCACUAUGAUUCUCUUCAACGUGGUGUUUGCACUAAGGGCCAAUGCAGAUCCAUCCGUGAUAAACUGCUUACACAACCUCUCCCGAAGAAUCGCCAUAGUCUUGCAGCACGAGGAGCGCCGCUGCCAAUACCUGACCAGGGAGGCCAAGCUGAUCUUAGCUAUUCAGGAUGAAGUGUCUGCCAUGUCAGAAACCACAGAAGGGCCACAGUCACCUUUUCAUCACAUCCUACCCAAGUGCAAACUGGCCAGAGAUCUCAAAGAGACAUAUGACAGUCUCUGCACAACAGGGGUGGUCCGUUUACAUAUCAACAACUGGCUGGAAGUGAGUUUCUGCCUGCCUCAUAAAAUCCAUUAUGUUGCCACAAACUUUAUACCCCCUGAAGCAAUUGAGAGAAGCCUGAAAUCCAUCAGGCCGUACCAUGCCUUAUUACUUUUAAAUGAUGAGAAGUCAUUGCUUAAUGAGCUCCCGUUGGACUGCUCUCCUGCCCUGGUGAGAGUAAUUAAAACUACCUCUGCUGUGAAGAAUUUGCAGCAACUGGCUCAAGAUGCUGACUUGGCAUUGCUGCAGGUUUUCCAGCUUGCUGCACAUCUUGUUUACUGGGGAAAAGCAAUUAUUAUUUAUCCGCUGUGUGAAAACAAUGUCUACAUGCUUUCUCCAAACGCCAGUGUCUGUCUUUAUUCUCCAUUAGCAGAUGCGUUUUCUUGUCAGUUCCGGGGCCACAACCUGCCGUCGAUGCUUUCCAAGUUCUCCCUCCCAGUGUCACUCUCAGAGUUCAAGAAUCCGCUCGCACCGCCCGUUCAGGAGACUCAGCUCAUCCAAAUGGUGAUAUGGAUGCUCCAACACCGGCUUCUUAUUCAGCUUCACACUUACGUCUGUCUGAUGGUGCCACCAAAUGAGGAGGAUUUCCGAGCCCAAGAUGAAGACAUGCCCUUCACUGCCAGAGUCGGAGGCCGAAGUUUAAGCACCCCCAAUGCUCUCAGCUUUGGUUCUCCAACUAGCAGUGAUGACAUGACUCUGACAAGCCCUAGCAUGGAUAAUUCCAGUGCCGAGUUGAUACCUGGUGGGGACUCACCCCUAAAUAAAAGGAUGACAGAGAAUCUCCUAGCAAGCUUGUUGGAACAUGAGCGGGAAGCUAUCCUUAAUGUCCCUGCUGCCCAAAAUCCAGAAGAUCUUCGCAUGUUUGCAAGGCUGCUACACUAUUUCCGAGGCCGACACCAUUUGGAGGAGAUCAUGUACAACGAGAACAUGCGUCGCUCCCAGCUGCUGAUGCUGUUUGACAAAUUCCGCAGUGUGCUGGUGGUGACCAGCCAUGAGGACCCUGUGAUUUCAGUUUUUCAGUCCCUCUUAAAAUGACUCUACUGGCAAAGGAAGGGAAAGUGCCAAGUCCAAGAGGUGAAUUCAAUUCCUUCUUGCCAGCUGAUGUACAGCAGGUUCUCUCCGUCCGUGCCUUGAUGUCCUGUCUGCUCCCUGUGGUGACAGCCGAGGCCAGUCUGUGCCAGGGCUCUGGGGCCUGCUGCGGGACGGUGCGCUUACUCAGCUUGGAUUCCUGCUGAAUUCCCUGAGCCCGCUCCCUCCACAGGGCCAUGAAGACUUCUGCUGUUGCACUGCUGACAGUACUUCACCUCUGAGUGGAUGCUGGUGGAUCAGGAUGGCUUUCUCUGCUCUCCAUCACCAUGACUGCUAGGUCAUUCAGCUGCAAGCACCAUUUAUGAGCAAGGGCAGGGUGGCAUUGGCCUGGCUUUUAGGGAGAUGUCCCUGGGUGCUGAGGAACUCUGUCUGAUCUUUGUUACCUCACAGCAGUGAGGACAUAGGUAGGAAGGCAAAGUACCACAAGUAAAUAGUUUCUGGAAUGAGAAUGAC